Messenger RNA from Cryphonectria parasitica EP155, 1321 nucleotides. RefSeq lists its product as uncharacterized. Bases 31 to 1230 code for a protein of 399 amino acids. The record is from RefSeq and is a predicted model, not a curated record. Gene Ontology annotation, cellular component: endoplasmic reticulum. Gene Ontology annotation, biological process: transmembrane transport. Lineage: Eukaryota; Fungi; Ascomycota; Sordariomycetes; Diaporthales; Cryphonectriaceae. The transcript has 2 exons.
AAGAUUGCUCCCAAGGUCUUCAUCAUCAGCAUGUUCAGCCCUGAGGCAGACAUCUGGUAUGAGAACCUGCCCAGCAGCGGCCUGGGUGAUCUCCUGGCCGUCAACAUCUCAGCCCCGGGCCUGUCUAUGCUGUUCCCUCAUGUCCACUGCACAGCCGACUAUGAGAUCUGCCAGGUCACGACCGGCGAGUCCGAGAUCAACGCCGCCACCACCGUCACCUCGGUUGUGCUGUCCGGCAAGUUCGAUCUGACGUCGACGUACUUCAUGAUCGCGGGUAUCGCAGGUGUGAGCCCGCAGUGGAGCACCCUCGGCGGCGUGGCCCUGUCGCGGUACGCCGUGCAGGUCGCCCUCCAGUACGAGUUUGACGCCCGAGAGAUGCCCGAGAACUUCACCACCGGCUACUUUGGCUUCGACACGUACCUGCCCAACACCUUCCCAGGAGAGUGGUACGGCUCCGAGGUGUUUGAGCUGAACGAGGACCUGCGGCAGAUUGCCUACGAGUACGCCUCCGAGGCCAACCUGACCGACAAUACCAUCGCCGCGGCCUACCGUGAGCGCUACGCCGCCAGCACCGAGAACUACACCGCCGGCGCCUCGCCUCCCAGCGUGGUGCUCUGCGACACCGCCACCAGCGAUGUGUACUACUCUGGCAACCUGCUCUCGGGCGCCUUCGACAACACCACCACGCUGUGGACCAACGGCUCCGGCAACUACUGCAUGACCGCCCAGGAGGACAACGCCACCCUCGAGGUCAUGGUGCGCAUGGCCAUCGAGGGCCUGGUCGACUUUACCCGCAUCAUCCUCAUGCGCACCGGUUCCGACUUUGACCGCCCGCCCCCAGGCGUCUCGGCCUACGACCACCUGCUCAUCAUGGACCAGAAUGGUUUCGAGAUCGCCAUCGAGAACAUCUACAACGCCGGUGUCGAGAUCGUCAAGGGCAUCCUGGACGACUGGAACUGCACCUUCAAGAACGGCGUCGAGCCCUCCAACUACAUUGGCGACGUCUUUGGCUCCCUCGGCGGCGAGCCCGACUUUGGCCCUGGAAGCAUCACUGACGGCGAGGGUGUCCUGCCUGAUGGAGAGACGGGCGAUCUCGAGAAGCGGGACGCUGAUGCCCUCGAGGACAUCAAGGUGAAGAGGACGGCCGGGAUGAAGAAGAACAGGGGCCUGCAAGCUUGGAAGGGAACCCGAGGCGUGCCUGUGAUGAAGGUCCGGGCCCCCACGGCCUAGUUGAGGAUGGUCGCAUGUGUUGUAUAUAAAACCCCAUGUCGAUACUCUGUCCAGCCUCUCAAGAAAAGGGUUAAUUAAUCAAAAUCCGUAC